UCUGACAUACAUGGCUCCUCUCCUCUUCCUCCUCCUCUUCGUCACUCUGCUCCAGGGUACACGCUCCACAAGGACAGUGAAGAAGCAAUUUGUAGAGAUCGGAGGGUCUGUCACCAUCCCCUGUCUGUACGAUCAGCAAUAUAAAGACCAUGUGAAAUAUUGUUGCAAGGGCAACUAUCAGGAUAACUGCUCUGUUCUAGUGCGCACUGACUCUCCACAGAGAGCAGGAUAUGUGUCAAUCACAGAUAACCCCUCCCAGCAGCUGUUCACUGUGACCAUGAGGAACCUACAGAAGGGAGACACUGCCACCUACUGGUGUGGAGUGGAGACCAGCAAGCAAAAAGAAUCUGAUGACUGUGCCCCCUUUGCCUUAGAGGUCACUGGUAUUCAGAGAAUGAAGACAGUGAGCAGGCUAUCAGUAAAGAGAGGAGGGUCUGUUACCAUCCCAUGUUUCUAUGAUCAGAAGUAUAAAGACCAUGUGAAAUACUGGUGCAAAGGAAGCAUGUGGAGCCUCUGCUCUAUCAUAGUGCGCUCUACCGAUCCACAGAGAGCACAAGUGUCAAUCACAGAUGACCCCGCCCAGCAGGUCUUCACAGUGACCCUGAGGAACCUUGAGAAAUGGGAGAGUGGUUCUUAUUGGUGUGGAGUGAGGGUUGGUUGGAAAGCAGAGGACAGAGCAAAUGUGCAUCUCAAUGUCAACAAAGGUUCUGUUGGUCUGUCGGUGCUGAACAACACAGUGGUGGGUGAGGAAGGGGGCAGUGUCAGCAUCCAGUGUCUCUAUAGCGACAGCCUCAGGGACAGUGUAAAGAUGUGGUGCAGGAUUUGGGACAGGAGCUCCUGUCUGACAGCAGGGGGAACUGGGAUAUCCCAACAUGCAUCUGUGCUGGUCAGCGAUGACAGAAGAGGAGUGCUGACUGUGACAGUGAGGCGACUGGAGAGGAAGGACACAGGCUGGUACUGGUGCACUGCAGGAGAGGAGCAGUUUCCUGUUCAUAUCACUGUCACACACAGAAAUGCAACAACCUUGGUUUACGAGACAGCGCAGGAUGUAUACGGAAGUGUAAUUCUGUAUAUGCUGCUGAAAUCUGCUGUUGCUCUGGUCUACAUCACAUGCACCGUCAUAGCCACCCUGAAGAUCUGGACUUACUGCAAACAAAGCAGAGGAGGGUCUCCUGGGAAUGAUGGAGAAGGAAAGAGGAGGAGGAAGAAAAGGACAGAAGAGUGUGCUGACACUGUGACAAAGAUGGGAGCCAGAGGAGAAUCAGAAGCUUAUCUGUGAUCAGGAGCUUGGCAUAAAUCAAACUCUCCCUGACCAAUCAGGGCUCGGAUAGAGGGAGGACCGUGAAGGAGAGCCCGCAAAC
Molecule: messenger RNA, 1361 nt
Organism: Megalops cyprinoides (Indo-Pacific tarpon)
Lineage: Eukaryota; Metazoa; Chordata; Actinopteri; Elopiformes; Megalopidae
Product: polymeric immunoglobulin receptor-like
Exons: 8
Coding region: 11-1279 (422 amino acids)
Source: RefSeq, a predicted model, not a curated record